UUUGCUCUCCCACGAAGCAGUAAGGGAAACGGUCUUGAUACUUUGAAUCUUUUUCUAACGCUAAGUUACAGGUUUCAUUUUCUUCGUUCAGUCAACCCAUGAUGGAUAGUCCUGUAAAAUGACGUGAUGAAAAGAUGUGCCCUCUUGCUUGGUUCUCCCCAUAGUAGCCUCACGGUCUGGGACCGACUCAGCGAGCUACUGGAGUAGAUGACGAAGCUCAAGAUGAGGCACAGGAUGGCGGCUCCGAAGCCGCGGCCGCCUACCCUCUCGUCAACGUGGAGGCUACUCCUUCUCGGGCAACUACACGUCGUUUCUUCACUACAACUCUCGAAAACGGUCUCGACAUCAUCCACCUCGUCAAGUGCGUCCACGACAUCGUCACGUCGGAUAGCCCCUGUCAGUGGCAGUCCGUUUUUAGUGAAUGCGCCUUUGCAGGCGAUGCCAACUGAAGCGCUGGAUGAUGAGGAUACUGAAAUGAUGGUCUCACGAGAGCGGUACUAUUAAGGCUGCAGAUACCGAGAACUCGGUAGAGUACAGACUCUAGUAUCCGAGAGUACUUUUCAGUUUUCAUAUACGGUUGGUUGCAUCCAACCUGAAAAGUAUUUUUUUGGAGAAUGCUGGAAUUAUGCAGGCGAAAGAUGGACUUUGGAGGUCUCUAAUGCUAUGCACGAAAUGCUAAGGGACCCGAGGCUUGCACUUCGAUUGGCCAGAACCCAUUGUUAUGAAGAACUAGGCAAAUAAGACCUUUUCCCCGUGGUUAUGAUCGAUAUACGUACACCGUAUUUCUAUCGAUGAAACCGUCACGAUUAAGUGUUGUACCUGAAGAUACUGUCACGAUUAAGUGCUGUACCUGAAGAUACUGUCACGAUUAAGUGUUGUACCUGAAGAUACUCCAAUUAGUUUACCCUUUCAUUCUCCAAAGAAGAUUGCUUGUCUGUCGAGGGUCGCGAUUGCAUGUGGGUCUCGCUUCAAAGUGGUGGCAUUCGAAAUGCGAAGUCGUACUGUAUGGCCUGUGACAUCGAUCGGCAGGAAGUCCCGUGCUGGAAUAAGGUAAACCUCGACUGACUGGUGAGGUGUGUCAAUGUGUACGAAAAUUUUGGUCGACAAGCAACUCUAGAGAUGCAAUGUUUAUCAAGUACCCAGACGAGUUGAAUUUAAUUGAUACAACAAACCUCGUAUUUUUUUUCUCAUACGUGGUCGUGCCAUCCCUACAAACAAUCAACCCUUCCCACAAACAAAGGGCGCGACAGUCUCUGGUGACGUUGUCGAGGAGUGUGAGAUGCGUUGUCCUCAUCAGAAGCAGAUUCGACAGCCAGAGUACGCAUGCAUCGAUGAGAGUGGCUUCCUUACACAAGCCCAAUGCUUUGAUUAUGGCUCCACACAGGUAGGUUCAUCUUGAGAGGCAUCUUAGAAGCUCCAGUAAGAAGUCUAUACUCAGGAGAAGCAUCUUCAUGGAAAUGCUUUCAUCUUUGUAGGGGAAAAGCACGAGACCAACUGGACCACUAUGCUUCUCAAGCAACAUGUUUUUAGGUACUAUUUAAGCUCUAAUUUGAGUUAGGUACGGCGUCGAAUUCGCGCUGCAUGUAUCUUUCCUACGAAGGCGGAGACGGUGCGCCAGCUUCUGCGUGUGCUCCUUGUGAGGUAGCGGGAACGGGAACAUGGGAUUGCCCUGCAACAGGGUCUGAAGGGAAGUUAUGGAUUGUUCUAUUGUGUACGAUAGGGUUGGGGUCCGACCAUGGCGAUGGCUUGUCAGCUGAAAAUAUGCCCAUCCAUGUCAUCAUGAUGCACAACAUUGCACCAGUAUCAAUAGGUUUCAUCAUUCUGCUGUAAUCUAGUCACUUCCUAACAUCUUCUAAAACCUCUCGGAAAGCUUGUUGGCUGCGACAGUAUGUGCGCAGCUCCGCCACCACCACCGCCUCCGGGUGUCGUUCCACCGCCCCCGCCACCAGAGAACCCUGGACUGCGUGGCACGUCGUUGAAACAAGCAUCUGCAGAACAUGCCAUGAUUGAUGCGCCUUUUCUUAUGGUUUGAGCAGUGCUAGUAUUUCUUCUCUACAUGAUCAUCUUUGCACGGGAAGAGAAUGUUUGCAGCGACCUCUGCCUAUUUGAUGAUGUAAAGAUUUCAAAGAACCGGACCGCUUAAGCCUCUUCAGAUGAUGUUGUAAAGAAGUGGCGUCGACAAGAACCUUAACCUUAACCUCAAGAACACCUGCCGACCUACCGACAUUUUGAUCAAAGAACUAUUGGGUUAUAAAGUGAGCAUGAAACUUCUUAGUUUAUUGGGUAAAGUGAGCAUUUAUAACUUACAGUUUAGAAAACUUCUUAGUUUAAACGCGUAUUGUGUUAAAGCAAGACCACGUCUCUACGGUCAUCAUGAACGAUGAUAACAGGGAUAAUUGCAUGCGUCUAAUCUCUCCGUCGCUCCACCGGAUCCUCCCUCUCCGCAAGAAAUUGUUGCAGCUGCAGAAGCCGCCAAAGCAGCUGCAGCGCUGGCUUCUGGUACGACACCAGCGCCACCACUGCCAUUCUAUGAACCUGUGGUGAUGUAUCGGACACCGGCGGAUUACAUGGCUAAUAUGCCAUUGCCGUAGAAGCAGAGAACAUCUAUGGCUAAAAUCAAAUAUGCCACUAGCGUGACAGAAGAUGAGGAAAUCCUAUGAUGAAGAAAUGUUUUAAUGUUAUUUUUUCCAGUUUUCCCUCAAGUUGUUAUGAACAAGUAAAGGGGCACCAUGUGGAUCGUUAAACCAGAGUAGGCAAGGGCGGCAUGAAGAAUUGACUUAGCAAGGAGAUUGACAAACCAGUGGAGUUGUAACUCCCACUUUCAUAUAUUUUUACAGAGCAGUAUGUUGUGAAUAGUUUCUUCUAUUUUCCAGAUGUUGAAGAGAAACACAAAGCCAUGAACUGAAGACGAUCAAAAACUAGGGCUUUGAACAUUGAUAGUAUUUGUAUAGGUCUAGGUUGACGGUGUGAAGUCAGUGCGCAUUAUAGAAACACUAAACUGUUGCUGUUGCAAGAUGUUGCGUUGUGAGGUGGAUUUCCUUUACUAUUUUUGCACAGAUACCAAGCGUAAACAAGUGUAAAGAUGAAGCGGGCCCCUCAUCCGAGACGAGUG
Molecule: messenger RNA, 3112 nt
Organism: Amoebophrya sp. A25
Lineage: Eukaryota; Dinophyceae; Syndiniales; Amoebophryaceae
Source: the annotation of a GenBank genome assembly